Messenger RNA from Oryctolagus cuniculus (rabbit), 436 nucleotides. Its product is annotated as phosphatidylinositol N-acetylglucosaminyltransferase subunit Y-like. NCBI's taxonomy places the organism in Eukaryota, Metazoa, Chordata, Mammalia, Lagomorpha, Leporidae. The record is from RefSeq and is a predicted model, not a curated record. Gene Ontology annotation, biological process: GPI anchor biosynthetic process. Gene Ontology annotation, cellular component: glycosylphosphatidylinositol-N-acetylglucosaminyltransferase (GPI-GnT) complex.
AUGUUUCUGUCUCUUCCUACACUGACCAUCCUUAUCCCACUAAUUUCUCUCCCAGGUCUUUUCUACGCGGCCUCUGUGGAAGAAAACUUCCCACAGGGCUGCGCCAGCUCCACCAGCUUCUGCUUCUACAAUUUGCUCUUACCCAUUACCAUACCAGUGUAUGUGUUCUUCCACCUCUGGACUUGGAUGGGGAUUAAACUCUUCAGGCGUAACUAAGGGAGCCAGAGCCAAGGUGGUGUAUAGAUUCGUGAUAUGUCUAGGGCAUCCAUCUCUGCAAGUUCAACUAGGUGGAAAUGCUGAAGACACAUUGCAUUUGCAGGAAAGAGGCUUUGCCUUGCUUCUCAGGAUUGGGCCUACGAGAGACUUAAGCUGCAGAAGCUUCUUUUAUUGUACUCUAAUUCUGACAGCCCUUGUGUUUUGAAGGUUCUGACAUAAC